Molecule: messenger RNA, 620 nt
Organism: Equus quagga
Lineage: Eukaryota; Metazoa; Chordata; Mammalia; Perissodactyla; Equidae
Gene: RPL39
Product: ribosomal protein L39
Exons: 4
Coding region: 1-426 (141 amino acids)
Biological process (GO): translation
Cellular component (GO): ribosome; cytosolic large ribosomal subunit
Molecular function (GO): structural constituent of ribosome
Source: RefSeq, a predicted model, not a curated record
AUGGGACCGAGCGCGGGGGUGCGGCCUGCGGGAGGCGGUGGCCAGCGCACGAGGUCCCGCCCAAGCCCGGCCCCUGGAGCGCUUUUCCAUCCGUUACCAUCAGCUCCGGGCUGGCUUCCCGCGACCCGAGGUCUCCGCGAGCUCGCCAGCGCGGCGGGCCGCAUCGAAGUUCCGGGGCAUUUUUCAGGCUUUUCCCGGAGAAGGUCGAGUUUGGCCGCCGCUCUCGCCCGCGGGCCUGGUGGGCUGUGGCGAGUAGACGAGGCCCUGGGAAGGUCUUCUCACAAGACUUUUAGGAUCAAGCGAUUCCUAGCCAAGAAACAAAAGCAGAAUCGUCCCAUUCCCCAAUGGAUUCGAAUGAAAACUGGUAAUAAAAUAAGGUACAACUCCAAGCGGAGACAUUGGAGAAGAACCAAGCUGGGUCUAUAAGGAAUCACAGAUGAGAUGACACACAUAUUUAUGCUGUAUCAAAGUCCUUCUUACAUCUUACCAUACCACUCUGAAAACGUGACUGUCUGGACAGUUGGAUGUGUUUUAUUCAGGAAUUGAUUUUUCUCUUUGUUGCUAUGCUUAUGAACUAGUAGGUUGGUUCAGUAAUAAAUAUGUGAGACGUUUUGUUUGAA